This is a messenger RNA of Equus quagga, 1113 nucleotides long. RefSeq names its product CUGBP Elav-like family member 5 (gene CELF5). Gene Ontology annotation, molecular function: mRNA binding. The record is from RefSeq and is a predicted model, not a curated record. NCBI's taxonomy places the organism in Eukaryota, Metazoa, Chordata, Mammalia, Perissodactyla, Equidae. The transcript is spliced from 10 exons. Gene Ontology annotation, cellular component: ribonucleoprotein complex; cytoplasm; nucleus. Gene Ontology annotation, biological process: mRNA splice site recognition; regulation of alternative mRNA splicing, via spliceosome. The coding region runs from base 1 to 1113 and encodes 370 amino acids.
AUGGCGCGGCCGAUCCAGGUGAAGCCUGCGGACAGCGAAAGCCGCGGAGGGGACCGGAAGCUGUUUGUGGGGAUGCUGAACAAGCAGCAGUCGGAGGAGGACGUGCUGCGGCUGUUCCAGCCCUUUGGGGUCAUCGACGAGUGCACCGUGCUCCGGGGCCCUGACGGCAGCAGCAAAGGCUGUGCCUUCGUGAAGUUCUCCUCGCACACGGAGGCUCAGGCGGCCAUCCACGCGCUGCACGGCAGCCAGACCAUGCCGGGCGCCUCCUCCAGCCUGGUGGUCAAGUUUGCCGACACGGACAAGGAGCGGACGCUGCGGCGCAUGCAGCAGAUGGUGGGCCAGCUGGGCAUCCUGACGCCAUCCCUCACACUGCCCCUCAGCCCGUACAGCGCCUACGCCCAGGCUCUCAUGCAGCAGCAGACGACAGUCUUGUCCACCUCGGGCAGCUACCUGAGCCCUGGUGUGGCCUUCUCACCCUGCCACAUCCAGCAGAUCGGUGCCGUCAGCCUCAACGGGCUGCCUGCCACACCCAUCGCCCCUGCCUCCGGAUUACACUCACCUCCGCUGCUCAGCACGGCCGCCGUGCCCGGCCUCGUGGCUCCCAUCACCAAUGGCUUUGCGGGGGUUGUGCCCUUUCCUGGCGGGCACCCGGCCCUGGAAACUGUAUAUGCCAAUGGCCUUGUGCCCUACCCAGCUCAGAGCCCCACCGUGGCCGAGACCCUCCAUCCCGCAUUCUCCGGAGUCCAGCAGUACACAGCCAUGUACCCCGCCGCGGCCAUCACGCCCAUCGCGCACAGCGUCCCUCAGCCGCCGCCCCUCCUGCAGCAGCAGCAGCGAGAAGGUCCCGAGGGCUGUAACCUGUUUAUCUACCACCUCCCCCAGGAGUUUGGCGACACGGAGCUGACACAGAUGUUCCUGCCCUUCGGCAACAUCAUCUCGUCCAAGGUGUUUAUGGAUCGGGCCACCAACCAGAGCAAGUGUUUUGGCUUCGUGAGCUUUGACAACCCGGCCAGCGCGCAGACCGCCAUCCAGGCCAUGAACGGCUUCCAGGUCGGCAUGAAGAGGCUCAAGGUGCAGCUGAAGCGACCCAAAGACCCGGGACACCCCUACUGA